This is a messenger RNA of Haliotis rufescens (red abalone), 15410 nucleotides long. RefSeq names its product ubiquitin carboxyl-terminal hydrolase 34-like. Bases 169 to 11109 code for a protein of 3646 amino acids. The record is from RefSeq and is a predicted model, not a curated record. Gene Ontology annotation, molecular function: cysteine-type endopeptidase activity; cysteine-type deubiquitinase activity. Lineage: Eukaryota; Metazoa; Mollusca; Gastropoda; Lepetellida; Haliotidae. Gene Ontology annotation, biological process: protein deubiquitination. The transcript is spliced from 79 exons. Gene Ontology annotation, cellular component: nucleus; cytosol.
GCAAAAAUGAACAAGUGUAAGACAACAAUAUGGCGGGGAUUUGUUGCAGUCCCUAGCUAGAUGGAAUAAAGAAACGGUUGUCAUUCGAUCAUGAUCGAAUGAUUUCUAGGUUUAUCCGUGUAACAUGUUUUUACAAGAAUAUUUCUGUUAGUGUAACAAGGUAUCACCAUGUGUGAUGUCUGCUCAGACGUGCUGGUGCUUCUUGAAAACCAUGAUGAGCGUGUGCAUCGUGGAGAAGGCCUACGGCUCAACAAGAGAGAGAUCAAUGCUGUACUACACUAUGUUUGCACAUGGCCACAGAGGCAGUGCAUGUGCUGCUACAAGGAUUUCAAGAACUUUGAGCGACUGAACAACAUCGUACAGGUUAUUCUGGUAGUUGCGAUCCGCUUCAUCCAGACACUUCCUAUCGACUAUGAGAAGGAGACGACCAGGGAGAUACUGCAGGUGAAGCGGGACACAGAGGAUAAGGAUGGAGCAAGUAAAGAUGGAGACAAGAAUGAAGAGAAGAAUGAAAAGGAAGAUCGAGAGAUGGUCGAAGAGAAAGAAGAAGAGGAAUAUUGGAGUAUGGAGGAGAAAGAGAGAUUGUUACAGUUUGUUACCAAAGUCUUCCUGAUGAACUUCCCCUCCUACAUGGCUUACAAACAUAUUGUGCAUUCGUCACUCGAGGAAUUAUCACAGCAGGAAACCAGUGCACUCAACAACUACUGUGAAAUUUCUGACCCAGAGGUGCCGCUGUAUCUGCUGAGGAAUGUGUGUUUCUUCUGCGACAGUAAUGGCAUCACGUCACUACGGCAGUGCUUUGAGAAAGCAACACCUGACACCCUUCCUUUCACCUUCGCCCAUCUCCUUAUUACUCUGAUAGCUAAUUUGAGGUUAUGGAUGAACAUCCCUACCGUGCUGCAGUGUAUAAUACCACUUAGAACUUCUGUGAUCAGGUACAUGUGCAACCUAUCGGACAAAGACCUGCGAGUAGCUGGCAAUCGGAGUAUGACGGACCUCAUGUGGGCUGCAGUGAAGGAACCACUUGACACACACUUCACCUUUGACAAGGAAGGUCUGGACCUUGCAUUUAAGUACUUCACAUGUUCAACACUGACAAUCAGACUGGCCGGCAUUGCCCAGAUCAAUCUUUCUAUUUCGUUCCAGAACCAGAUAAACCUUUACAAUGAGAGCUGCAACAAUGAGACCCUUGUAGAUGCAGACAGAGUCGGGAAUGAAGUGGCACAGUGGCUGAUUGACAACAAGAUAAUAGAGCAUAUAUUUGGGCCAAAUCUUCAUGUGGAAAUCAUCAAGCAGAGUCAGAUAAUCCUGAACUUCCUGGCGAUGGAGUGGAGAAUAACCAACGAGCACAUAGACUGUGUGUGGGCUGCUAGUCAGCUGAAGCAUUGCAGUAAACAGGUGUAUGACAUCCUCAUCUCUUUAAUCAAAAACCUGGAUCUGCCUCCUGUACAACAUCUGCUGAAACUGGUGUCUGCACUUGAACCAACGGUGCUCACGGAAUCUACUCUUUACCUGGCAUCUGCAUUGAUCAAGUACAUCUGGAACCAGUGUGCGACUGCACAACACCACGGUGCAAUGGUGCAGCAACAUCUACAACCACACCUCCAGACAUCCUACACAGCUAUCAGGCAGGACGAAGAAGAGAUGGAGAUCGCUGGCCUGGGGAAGCCAAGCAAACACAACAUCAGCAGCAGCGAGAGCAUCCAGGAGUCUGAGGAGGGGGAGCACCUGCAUAGGGUGAAGCGAGGCCACUUGGGUGCUGAGGAGGGUCUAAGAGGGGCUGUCCGGGACCACUGUUGCCAGCACCACCAUCACCACAAGGUUGUAGAUGAGUCCGAGAGUAGUCUUGGGGUAGGAUCGGACUUCAGCAAUGAGAGCGAGGAAAGUGGAUUAGAGGGAGAGGCUCAGGCCGAGCAGCUUCGCAAGAUGAAGAUGAGACAGAAGAAGAUGGCUCGUCAUGCCGGGGAGGCGAGUGAGAGUGAUGUGGAAUGUACAGAGUCCAGUGAUGAUACUGGGGAAGUGAAGGAAGGCGGGAAGGGAUUCAUAGGGCAUCGAAAAGUCAAGGGCAUUAAGGGGAUGAAGAAACUGGGCAGAAAGAUGGAGAAGGUUGAAGAGUCGGAAGGGGAGAGUUCAGAAGUUGAUGAAUGUUGUGGUCAUAGUCACGAUGAGGAGGAGUCUGACUACUUAAACUCAGAUGAAGAGUUGUUGAAGCAGGCGAAGCUUGUGCGGUUGAAACAGCUUUGUCCUCGUGAGAGUGAAGAUAGCUCAGACUUUGAUGAUAUUGAAGAGGAGACUAAAGUGUUCCGUAAGAUGAAACUGUUUCAGGCUCAACAGGAAAUUCAGAAGCAGAAGAAGCAACUUGCUGAACACCGCCAACACCAGCUGCUACAGCAGGCGGCGCACAUGAUGCUGCGGCGGCAGGGGAAGCUGUGUCACCAUGAUCAUGCCAACAUCCAGAAGGUCAGCGAGGUCAUGCAGGACGUCAUGCAAGACGCUCAUGACGAUGCUGGAAAGGAUCAAAAUGCCAGUGGAGAUAUUCCAGACAAGGUCAAGUUAGCAGACAUUGCAGCACAGGAAGGGGGGUCUUCCAGUGCCGCUGAUCCCCAUCUGCAGCAGGGGAUGUCGGGGAAGGGACAGGACACUGAAGUGUUUGACUGUACCUCCAUCAUACAGAAGAUGAGAGCUGCACAGAGACAAAGGGCAUUACAGGGGGAGUUCACUGAGGAUAUACUGAGUCCGGAUGAUGGCAGUUGUCACAGUUCCCACAUGAGUGCCAAGUCAGACAAAAACAUGGCUGACUUUGAUGGGGAGGAGGGGCUGAGUGAGGAGGAGCUGGCCCAGAUCAACGCCCACGCCCACUUCAAUGCCAGUCAGAUGCAGCACCUGACUAACAUGGCAUCCAUGUACCACCUUCCACCAUCUGUGAUCCACCACCGACCCACCCAGCGAGAGGCCGGCCUGCAGAGCUGCCCAGAGUUCACCAUUGAUGAUGUUUGCAAGAAGGGGACGACACUACUGUGGGAUAUUGUACAGGAAGAUGUGGCACACCUGUUGCCCGACGGCCUCCUGCUGGGAGCAGAGAAGGCCCUGCACAACCUGGUGUGUUUCUCCACUGACAAGAGGAUCAAGACUAAGUUUAUAGAGGCCUGCAUAGAUAACCUGGCCUCGCACAGGUCGGUUGUGGUGUCCCUGAGACUCCUGCCCAAGAUCUUCAACUCCUUCCAGCAGUACAGAAGUGGGGCGGACACUCAUGCUGUCACUAUGUGGUCAGAGAACAACCUGGGCAUGAUGAAACAUUAUUUCCGGGAUCUUGUGCACUACACCGAGAACAGGAGGAACAGGUCCAACUCUCUGUACAGCCACAAGGACGAGACAGGCGUGAGACUCGACUUUCUGACCUGUGUGUUCUCCUCCAUGGGCUCUCCAGACAGUUUCAGGUUGAACCAGACACAGGUGGAUGAACUGUGGGAGUGUUUGGCGGCCGACCCAGAGUGUACGGAUGACUGUCUCAAGUGGUUCCUUACACAAGCCAAGAGCAAGGACCACCAUGCACUUGGACUCGAGACAUUCAAACACAUCUUUCUCGAAAAAAUGCCCCAGCUGAGACCGGAGACGAUGAGUGCGAUCGGCCUGAACCUGUUCCAGAGUCUGUCCCAACUGGCUCGUGUUGCCAAUGCUUCUCUCAACAAUCCACUCUCGGAAGAUCAGGUGUGCGGCAUGGACCAACUGUGGAGCAUCGCCCUCCGUGCCACCAACAAGGAGGUGAGCAUGACGGCUAUCCAGUACCUCAAUAACUACUAUAUCAGCUUCGGCAACAGCAUGUUGGAGAAGGAGGAGGAGUUCAUACACCGCUGUAUGAAGAACCUGGUAGCAGCACUGGAAAACGUUAAGAAGGACACAUGUGGGAGUUUCCAGAUCAUUCAGCAGGGCCUGACUCUUUUGAAAAACCACCUUGAAGCCUUCCGUCGUCGCUAUGCCUACCACUUGCGCAACUGGCAGAUCGAUGGCAAGGGCAUUACCAGCCACCAACAGCACCGGAUGGAGAAGCACUGCACCUCCAUAUGUGUGCUGCUGCAGCCAGCCGGCAUGACAGAGAAGAACCAGCUGGAGAUGAUGACCACUGACCUUGUUGCCGAGCUCCGAGCCGAGGUGGCACGAUGGUGGGAAGCGCUACAGAAACAGCAGCAGCUCCAGCGCCAGCAGGCCGAGGGGGCUCAUGGGGUGCUCUCGCCGAUCCUUGGCGCUAUGCUGGGAGAUGGACCAAUCAGGAUGAUCACACAGGGGCAGGAGCUGACUGUCGACAUGGAUGAGAAGACACUUGGGGAGAUGCAGUUCAAGAAUAUGCAGCUUGUGUUUGUCUCGGUGGGUGCGAGUCGGCAGCCACGGAAGAUGGACGGAUCCCUGCCGUCCUCCAGCCUCCCGUCACCACUCCGGGACAGACUUCCCAUGAUGCUUCUGCUGCAGGAGCCUCACUUUGACAACCUCUUCAUGCUUCUACAGAGACUAGGCGACCUUGAUGUGGAGUUGUCCAAUAUGGAUCCCCUUGAGCGGGCGGGUCUCCUGGCGGAGUCACGCCGCCUGUCUCGGAACGUGUGGGAGCUGCUGAUGAUCCUCCCCACCAGUCCCAAUCAUCUCAACGGUUUCAAGAGUCUCAUCAUGGAGCGGUCUGGUGAGAGUGGGGAUGACCAGGUGACGGUGGCGUGGAACGACCUGCUACCACCCUCCAGCCCCCACAAGCUGUACUACUCACUCCAGAUAGUGGAGGUCCUGUCUCACAGCCAGAAGCUCCGGCGCAAGUCACUGAUGCGGUCAGGGGGAGGAGAUGCAUAUUUAUCAAGUGGUGACCAAGAAUCAGGCAGUCAUGAUACAGCGGAGAACCUCUGGAGCUCACAGUUCAUUGCCAAGGGAGGUUUGAGUCACUUGUUCAACAUCUUCAUCUCAGGAAGUCUUCAGUCGAAGGAGGGAGACAACUGGAGUCAGUGGAAUCAGGAAUGCCUGGCCUACUUGCUUCGACUGGUGAGUCAGUUUGCCGUGAACCGUGCAGACCUCGAGACUGGAUCGGAAGAACAGUCCGAGACGUAUGAGAGUCCUCGCAAGAAGGUCAAGAAGUCCAAGUCAGCACAUGAAAAGAUCUUCAUUCCAAGACUCAAUCAGUCCACCAUCAACAUGCUGAACACAGAGACGGUGUUGAAGAUUCUCAUGCAGAUCCUGUAUGAUGCUGCAUUGCCAGAGGAUACAAAUCAGCUGUACAUCGGAUCCUGGGGUCGAGCGGAAGUGGUCCACUGUGCACUCUCCUUUCUCAUCUCACUGGCCUACUCCUGUGAUGAGGUUCCUGGACUACUGUGUACCGCCACCAACUUCAAUGCUUGGCUGAAACGUCUCACGCUGGAAGCACCAGAGCCGUACGUACGUAAGGAGGCCUGUAUGGGGCUAUACCGUCUGCGACUGGGGAAGACAGUGGACAACAAGCCGGGCUACAGCUUCCUGCUCCCCAUCCUCUCCAGCCUUCUCAGCUUCCUACAGGUGGCACUCGAGUUUAAGCCACAGAAGAACACUGAGUUUGACAGUAAGGAAAAGGAACCGUUUGGUCCAGGGUGCCGGGACUACUUUUGGCUGGUGUGCAGAUUUGUUGACAGCAUUUCCAAAGAGGAAGCAAGUUCAGAAAACUGUGUUGAUCUGAACUCCUUGGCAAAAGAGGCCUACCAGCUUAUCAUGGAGCGGCCAUACUUGGAGACUCGGGUUGGAUAUGAAGAAGACGAUGGCUUGAUAGGCCUGCUCAAUCUUCUCACCGCUGUCCUCAAGCACAACCCACCAUUCAAAACAUCAUCGGACGGCAAGUCCCUCCUGGAUGAGAUAUUUGACAGCCUGUUCGCACUGCCCUCGCCCACCAAGCGCUACCUGCCUCGUUGUAAGAGUCAGGCCUCCCGGUCCGCCGCGUACGACCUGCUGGUGGAGAUGGUGAAGGGCAGCGUGGACAACUACACCGCCCUCCAUUCCAAGAUGCUGGCACAACAUACAAAGGACUCCCACACGCCCUACCCUUGGGACUACUGGCCCCAUGAAGAUGGACGGUCCAAGUGCGGCUACGUGGGCCUGACGAACCUCGGGGCCACCUGCUACAUGGCUACAUGCAUGCAGCAUCUGUACAUGAUACCACAGGCUCGCCAGUCAGUGCUACAGGCAAAGCAGAGGACAGACUAUACAAGGCAUGAAGGAACACUUGUGGAACUACAGAAAAUGUUUGCAUAUUUGCAGGAGAGUGAGAGAAAGGCGUACAACCCCAAGAGUUUCUGCAAGGCUUAUACCAUGGACAAGCAGCCAUUGAACACUGGUGAACAGAAGGAUAUGACAGAGUUCUUUACUGAUCUCAUCACAAAGUUGGAGGAGAUGGGGCCAGAAAUGAAAGCUCUUGUUAAAAGUCUGUUUGGUGGAAUCAUCACAAACAAUGUGGUCUCUCUGGAUUGUCCUCAUGUGAGUCGGACAUUUGAGGAGUUCUACACUGUGAGGUGUCAGGUGACGGACAUGAAGGACUUGUAUGAGUCGCUGGAUGAGGUGACGGUGAAGGACAUGCUGGAGGGAGACAACAUGUACACCUGCUCCAAGUGUCAGAAGAAAGUCAGGGCGGAGAAGAGAGCGUGUUUCCGGAAGUUGCCAAAGAUCCUGUGUUUCAACACAAUGCGGUACACGUUCAACAUGGUGACGAUGAUGAAGGAGAAAGUCAACACGCACUUCUCCUUCCCGCUUCGGCUCGACAUCAAGCCCUACAUGGAGGUGAACCUGCUCGGCCCUGACAAACUCAAAGUUGAUGAGGAGGAUGAGCUGACGCUGAUGGGAGUGGACACCAGUGAUGAGGACGAGAGCUCCGAGUAUGAGCUGAUUGGUGUGACAGUGCACACAGGAACAGCGGACGGCGGACAUUACUACAGCUUCAUCCGAGACCGGCUCAACAAGACAGAAACAGGCCAGGACAAAUGGUAUCUGUUCAAUGAUGCAGAGGUGAAACCAUUUGACCCAAGUCAGAUAGCUGGAGAGUGUUUUGGAGGAGAAAUGACGAGUAAGACGUAUGAUUCAGUCACUGACAAGUUCAUGGACUUCUCGUUUGAAAAGACAAACAGUGCCUACAUGCUGUUCUAUGAGAGAUGUCCCAAGGGCAAGAAGCCUGAGGAAAUCUUAGACAGCGCAGAGGAGAGAAAGAAAUUCAAUUUUGAAUUGUCGAAGGACCUCGGUGAUUGGAUCUGGCAAGACAAUACUCAGUUUCUACAGGACAAGAAUCUCUUCGAACACACCUACUUCGGGUUCAUGUGGCAGAUCUGCGGCUACAUCACCACGACGCUACCCAAGGAUGACAACAGCAUCGUCCCCCUCAAGGCAGCCCAACUCUCCACAUCGUUUGUCCUGGAAACACUCAUUCAUGCCAAAGAAAAGCCCACCAUGUUACAGUGGAUUGAGCUGCUCACCAAACAGUUCAACUCCUGCCCAGCCGCUUGUGAGUGGUUCCUGGACCACAUGGCUGACAGCGACUGGUGGCCCCAGCAGAUACUCAUCAAGUGUCCCAACCAGAUGGUCAGACAGAUGUUCCAGAGGUUGGUGAUUCAUGUGAUUGGUCAGUUGCGCCACUCCCACUUCGAUCUCUACAUGCAGCCAAUUGUGGAGAGUGAGGAUGGUGUUGUGGAUGUGACGGAGAUAGGGAACAGGUCGUGUGUGACAAGGUUCAUCAAGAAGAUGCUCACCAUCAUCGAACACGGUGUGCGGCCACACAGCAAGUACCUGACAGAGUACUUCGCCUUCCUGCUGGAGUUUGCCAAGACGGGGGAGGAGGAGUGUAACUUCCUCAUCAGCAUCAACGCCAUCUCCACCAUGAUCGCCUUCUACAUGGGUCAGAAGGCCCAGGAGAAUUACGUCGAGAUCCUGUCUGACGAUGAUGAAGAAGAAGAUGUGAUCUCCCUGACGGAUGACAACUACCGCCCCAUGUCCCUGGAGAAGAUGAUCUCAUUGAUAGCUCUCCUGGUGGAGAAGUCUCGGGCAGAAAAACAGUUGCAUCUCUCGGAGAAGGACUACAACUCCAUCAUAGGGGGCAAGGGCUUUCCAUUCCUGUUCAAUCAAAUCCGAGACAAUAUCAACAUCCGGCAGUCGUGCAAUCUCAUCUUUAGUUUAACAAGAUAUAAUGAAACACUUGCAGUUGCAAAUGUGUUACAGGUGAUAAAUAUGGUGUUCGGGGCCAUCAGGAAACUGAACCCAGAGCAAUCCCAGCCGUUCUUCAAGCUGCUGUCCAUGUUGGUGGAGUUUGUGGGCGGCCCGCCCGGGAUGCCACAGUACACUCAGUAUGUGCUGCAGAGGUUCUGGGAGCUGACCAAGUGUUGUCCGCAACAAUGCCUGGAGUGGAUGACCGGUCAGGUGACUCGCAACAAGCUGGCCCAGGCCUGGACUCUCAACCAGAUGGACAACUGGGUGGAGCCGUACCUCAUUGCUCACAACAAUGUGCGGGUCCGCAAUGCUGCUGCCUUCCUGCUGGUGUCCCUGGUGCCCAGCACCCACUUCCGUCAGUCUUUCCGCUCCGCCAGGAGCAUGCUCAGUCCGCACAAAGAGUUUGCUAUGUCUACUGAGGCCCUCAUGGUUUUGCAUCAGGUGUAUGAGCAUCUACUGAGUCUCCUGUCUAGGGCAAGGUUGUAUGUUGAUCCCCAAGUCCAUGGCACAAUGAAGCUGAUGUGUUACUUUGCUGUCAUGACAUACUGUCUCGUAUCCAAGCAAGAGAAACUCUUGUUUGGAGAAUAUUUCUUGGAUCUAUGGCAGUUGUUCCAGCCGAAGCUGUCCGAGCCCCAGAUCUCAAUGCAUCACAACAAACAGACGUUGCUGCUGUUCUGGCACCAAGUGUGCGUGGACUGCCCAGAGAAUGUCAAGCAGAUUGUCUCCAACCAACAUGUCUGCAAGAACAUUGCCUUCAGCUACAUACUGGCUGAUCAUGAUGACCAGGAUGUUGUGAUGUUCAACCGCGUGAUGCUACCGGCGUACUACGGGCUGUUGCGGAUGUGUUGUCAGCAGUCACGGCAGUUCACACGGCAGCUGGCGCAGCACCAGAACAUAGCAUGGGCCUUCAAGAACAUCACGCUCUACCCUACACAGUACACCCUGGCUGUGGAGGAGCUGUUCAAGAUGAUGAAGCUGAUGGUGAUGAGGUACCCAGACAGCUCGGAGGAUGAGCUGAAGGCCAUCGCGUCAUUCAAACGUGCAAACAUACUCAUGUACCUACAAGCAUUAGAUGCCAGAUCCAUGUGGCAGACUCUUAUCAGUGCAUUCAAAAUCCUGGUGGAGAGUCGUGAGGAGAGGAUGCUUCUCAUCUACCACCAGGGGCUGCAGAUGAUCACAGAGGCAUUCUUCACACUCCACGCAAUGUACCAUGAGGCGACGGCAUGUCAUGUGACUGGUGAUAUCGUGGACCUCUUGACGAUCCUGCUUCAUGUGCUAGAGUGUGGCAAGGAAUGCCAUGAGAAGAAAGGGAGCCAGUUGGCUGAUGCAAAAGCAUACUUGUUGAACUGGGAGGAGAGAAACGAACUGCCGAAGAAACUACUGACAUUGCUCAAUUCCUACACCCCACCGGAAGUCCGCUCUAUUAGUAUAGAUGUAUUAAAACAGAUGAUAUUAACAUUCCAAGGCGAAUGUAUAGCCUGCAUUGUGCCGAUAUUAGUCCAAGCUCACGGAGCCUUCCAGGACCAGAAUAUGCCAGUGACAACUGGUCCCUACUUUCCGCGGAAAGGCCAGAAACCCAUCGGGUCCAAAUCAAACAUCCGUCCACCUAGACCCCAGUUCCAAAUGUUCCUUCAUUCUAGUCAAGUUGAAGUCCCGAAGGGAGUAGAUGAGGUGUACGACCAGGCAUUAAAUGAUUUCAUCAUCCCAUAUCAUCAGCUUGUUGACGUCAUGUGCCGGGUCGCUGUCAACAUGCAGAAUCUUAGUGAAUCUCUCAUCAGUCUUAGUGCAAUGUUAGCCUUCGAGGCAGUUCCUCUCCAUUCUCCGUACUUUGCCAAAUUGUGGGUGGAAAUAUACCACUCAGAGCAGGUUGAUCGUAACUACAUCAAGAUCUUGUGCAACACCAGUUCUUUCAUCGACUACGUGGAUGCAGUGCUGCUGGACGAGCGUCUUUCCCUCAACAACCACAUCAUCUACCAGUUCUUCUGCAGCUUCUUCCCCAAGGUCCAUCAGCAGGUGCUCAACGACCAGGGCCGCUCUCUGCUGGACAGCCUGGUCGCCUCCAUCACGGCCGAGAAGGCAGCGCUGGAGAACAUGAAGUCCGAGAAGGAACUCCUGACCAUCUGUGAGAGAGUCAGUGGGGACCUACGCGCUAUGCUGCUGAUCUUCACGGUGCAGAUGCCGAAGACGACAAGUCCCAUCCUGCUGGAAAGCCUGCACUACAUCCUACGAGUCUGCCGGGAACACCAGCAGCAGCGUGCCGAGAUGGAGGCCACCGCCGCUGCAGAGGCCCGCCGGCAACAGGAGGCUCUGGAACAGGAGGCCGUGGAGAGCGAUGCUGGUGAUGAGGAGGAAGAUGUCAAGCCUAAUGAGGAUGAUGAAGACUCAGGUGAAACUCCAUCCAAACGGAGGAGAGUGAGCAACGAGGGUGAUGUGAAUGUUGAAGAAAAGAAGAAGAACGAAGACACUGCUAAUAAACCGGAAGAAAAAGACGCUGAUAAAAGCGAUUCUAAAGCAGACAUAUCUGAUGCCAAAGACCAAACUAAAGAAGAUACAGAAGACAAAGCUGAAACCACUGAAGCUGCAUCUCCAAAGAAGACCCCACAAAAGAGUGAGCCUACUCCAUCCACGAGCCACGACUCACCUCAAUCUGGUCCCCAUCCCGGCACCAGCACUGGCGGUGCCACCACAUCCAGAACAACACCGGGGACAAGCUCAGGGGGCAACGUCACCUUACAGUCAGCCCGCCCCGGGGGAUCAGCGGCAUCUCAGUCUAGUCUCUCUGGGGCCACCUCGACCUCGGCCUCCCAACAAACAGGGUCACGGACUGGCGGAGCUACGUCCGCUACUCCGCGGGAGAAGCCCAACAGGGUGGAUAUGGUGGCCAAACAUAUCGAAACACUCUUGGCUCUUAUUGAUAAGAAAUAAAGGAUUAUUAGGAAAGGUGUUAACCCCUAUCAAAUGACAUGACAGACUGAUUUGUACCGGUUGUUGAAUAUCGUCAAAUGUCUUCAAUACAUUGUCGAAGUGGGGCAGAGAGAUGCUUGUGGCUGAAUCAUGGGUAAAGUGAAGACUGAUCAUGAAAACACUUAUGUAGGCUUGAUUGUUCAAAGGUUAUUCCAUGAAUGACCAAUUCAUGAUGAUUGUACCGCUUAAUCCAUUUAACUUAAGCAGUCGAAUCAGGUACGACUUGUUCCAGUCUUGUGAAACUACCAUCCUGGUCUUUUAGACAGCACACUGCAGCAAUGUUCUGUUGAGACGUUGCAUCUCGCUGAGUGAGAAAGGGAACAGUACAUGUCAAUUCAGAUAUUUGGGACACUGAGUUAACUGUUACAAGUCAAAUGAGUUCAUAGUAAAAUCACCAACACAGAUUCAGUUAAGAGUAAGCUAUGUUAUUAUAUCUACGGCUUUUGGGCUACAGGCAGUUUCAGCUGAUAGGACUUACAAUGCUGCAGAUUGUACUGUAAGCUUCAUGGCUGAUUGACUUGAUGGUGUGAUUAUCAGCCCAUGGAAUAUUCAGUUAAACAUUUCAGCUGAUUUUAGAGUUAGUAUGAAGAUUCAGGUGAGGAUUCAACUGAAAUAUGAUUCAACUCAUGAACGAUUCCACUCAUGAAUAAUGUGGUGAUGAUUCUACUAAUGUAAGAUUCAAUGAUGAUUCUACUGAUGUAAGAUUCAGUGAUGAUUCAACUCAUGUAAGAUUCAGUGAUUAUUCUACUCACGUAAGAUUCAGUAAUUAUUCUACUCAUGUAAGAUUAGUGAUGAUUCAACCCAUGAUUCAGAAAUUUCAAUGAUGAUUCUAAUGAUGCAAGAUUCAGUUAUGAUUCUAAUGAUGUAAGAUUUAGUGAUGAUUCUACUGAUGUAAGAUACAGUGAUGAUUCAACCCAUGAUUCAGUGAUGAUAAUACCUAGUGAGGCUUGAUAAGAUUUACCUGAAAGUACGUAAAGCAUCAAUAUUAUUCUGACAGUUGUUUGCUGUUGAACUAGUAAACCACAAAAAAUUUGUAGGGAUGCAUAGCAAACUUUCGUUAUUAAGGUAAAAUGUAAUGAAUUUUGCGACGGACUGUAACAUAAGCUGAUUCAGCUGCUAUAGUUUGCUGCUGCUGCUGCUGCAAGAUGUGAUUUACAGGACAGUAUCAGUGGUGUGAUGAACACUCCAUGUUGGCUGCACAAGGCAGCGAGACUGUGAUCCGUGUGAGAGAUGCAGGCUGAAGUCACUCUAGGGUGAAUGAAUCAAAAGAGAAAAUGAGAUUGUGUGCAACUGUCGAAGUUUGAAUGGUGCUAGGAGAGCGAUAUAUAAAUGGUAUGAAGGAGUUUCCCUUUUCGAGACAAAGUUGUACUAGCUUCGAGUAGUCUGAAUGGAAGGAGGUUCAAUGUACAGAUUCUUAUGACCUGUGAAUGAAAAAAGCUCAUUGUAUAGUUUCUGUUGACAGUUUUAAUUUAUUUCAUCUUUUCAACACAGCAAGCAUUUGAUGAAUCUAUUACCAUUGCCAAGUUCAGUGUUAACUGUGCCUGAUGUGAUGCAGUGUUUGUAGCGUGUGUUGGGGAGACUGCUUUGUGAUCACAACCAUUUUGCUUGAAUCAAGCAGCCCACAGUUGGAGGUUGUUGUCAUGGUAGUGAUACAUCUCAGGGAUGCUGUAUUUGAUGUACUACCCAUAAUGCCCUGGGACCACAUGUAACAGGCAUAAAGGUCUUGUAGUUCUACUUUCCGCUUACUUUCCUCAAAGACAAAUGCUAGGUAGUGUGUAUUUAACUGGAAUUACCUGGACAAACAAAGAUGAGAAAAUGUAGGCCAGGGCAUUCAGUAUGUUUUAAAUAAACAUGACUUGAUAAAUGUUACUCAGUUCGCUCCUUGGUAAUUAGUCACUUCAUGACAGACGAGUAUAAACACAAUAGUGUCAUGUUAACCCGAUUGUGACUGGGCAACCUUGUACUCUAAGGAGCUGCAAAAUUGCUGUGCAGAGUUGCAUCCCUUAGCACUACCAGGAUCUGCAGGUUGGCUUUCCUAGCACCAUACCUUGCUCAUGUGUUUCACCAAAGUGUUAACAUUAACCUGCAUCACUUUGGGCUUUACUCUCACAUUAACCUGAAACAUUCGUGAUGUAACUGGAAUACUGUUAAGCUGUGUUAAACCCAACUUGUGAACCUAAUCAAGAAAUGCAGGUCAUUGUGACCUUCAGAUUCAAACUAGUUUGCUCCUCCAGUUAAUACCCAUCAAUUGAUAUGUCCAAUGUCUUCUGAAUUUGUUUCACUCCUCUUGUUUUGUAUUCAGUACCAGCUUCAUCUCCAGUGUGUUGAAACAUUGAAACUUCCAAGUGUACUGUGUGAAAUAGGAUUAAGCUUAGGAAAUAUGAGAACAGAGUUUUGCAAACAUAUAUACAGAUGAAAAUGUAUAUAAUCUAGGGAAAAGGUUUUCUCUCAUCUCAUUACUUAUCUGUUUUAUCGUUGAUGGCUAUUUUCUAAUACAAUUGGCAUUUUGUUAAAUAUUUACAGAUCUAAUCCAUUUCAGGAGUAUGCCAAUUGCAUUGACUCCAAUAUUUCACAUCAAAUGUUGAAGUCAGAUUUGUUAGUUGUGAGAACAUGGAUGAGAAGAUAUGUCAUGUGGGAUAGGAUCAUUUAGCCACAACACAAACUGCCUUUCAUCUUGUUUGUGAUCCACUCUUUAUCAUGUAUACAGAGACUAAACUUUGUGCACCACUACCAGACACUGAUAAUGCUGUUUGUGUUCUGGCUGAUUUUUGUGAUUCUGGCUGUCAGAUUCAUGAUGUAAGGCUGCACAAUGAAUUGUUUUGCUGGGCCACACAGAUAAUUGGGGACAUUUCAUUACGUCCUCAUAAUUUAUUUUCUUGAUGUUAUCAGUUCUAAAAACACAAUUUGAGGGUGCCAAAUUCCAAUCAAACACUUCAUGUUCAGAAUGCAAUGUGAAAUAUGAAUACUCUGUUGUUGUUUGGAUAAGAGGUCGUCUAUGCAAGGAUGAAAAAGAUCCAUCUUCCCAAGGCAAGGGCGUUAACUGACUAUAAAAGUCCAGUUUCCACCCUUGCCGAAACUAGGCUGUAAUUUCUUUGCUCGACCGUAGCGCUACAAGUGACUAUUAUGAGUUAUGUUCCUUCUAUUAACCUAUUGAUCACUUGCAUUUGCUUCAAACAAAAUGGCGGCGCCCAGUCAAGACGAUCUGAUCGAUAGUCAAGACCUCUUUUGUAAUUGAAUGGGUCUUACCCCGCAAAGUGCAUCAAAUCACUUGAGCACCUUAGUUAAAAACAUGAAAAGACAAAAUAUCUGUCAACUCCUAGUUAGUGGUACAAAUGCUUUGCACGUUAAAAUCCAUGUUGUUGUUUAAGAACUGGAUGUCUAGUUUGAUUGGACUAUGCAUAGACUCUUUAGUCCAGCCAAAAUGUAAACUCUGGAAUUCCAGCCUAGUUCGGCAAGGGUUGAAACUGGACUUCUAAAGUCAGUUACCAUCCUUGCCUCGGGGAGAUGAACAAGAUGAUAAAAGGACUAACUUUGACUCUGAAGUUACAUAUUGUAACCUAUGGGAAAGAAGCUAAACCUUUGACCAAGCUCAUCACUCCUAUCCAAUACCUUUCUUUAUGCAGAGAGGUAUUGUAAUGGGGGUAAAAGAUCUGAUUUUAAUAACAUUGAACCUUCAACAUAGGGCACUGAUACCAACCGACUACAACAUAUUACUAAAUGACCACACAUUUUCUGCAUACUUCAACAUAUGAUGUGAUUUCCUUCUAGCAUUUCAGGAGCUUAUGUCGGUGUCUACUUGGUUUUAUCUGUACUUGCCAUCAUGCCUCUAAUGUGUACAUUAAACUGCUAUCCUGCCUUUGUGCUGUUUACCCAAGUGGAAAUUUCAAUCAUAAUAUGCAUAUAAGACUCAUCCCCACUGCCAGCUAAUGUUUCUGUGUAAGUCUCAUGACUCGAGAAUUUCUUGAAAAUGAAUGUAGCUGUCGUGUUGACCCUUCUGAUGUGCCAAGACUCUCAAGUGUAUGAUUGCAAGUCAUUAGCCAUAAUACAGCCUGGAAUCCAGUGGCGUGUAUUCUGACUUCAUCUGUAUAUAGUUGUCAUGUUGCAUUGUAAUUUAUGGGCAGACUGCUGAAUGUGAUGAGAGCGUGUGAUGUUCGGUCAAUGUGAUACAUGGAUGUACGUUCUCAAAGCUUGCCAUUGUCGCUGCAGUCUAUAUUUUGUAUUGUACAUCUGGAAUAUAAUAAAACAAACGUAUUCCAGUGUUA